UAAACAGAAAGUCGCCGCUUCCGAGUGUCUUCCUCCGUUCGAAAGUAACUAGAUAACCGAUAAAGCUGGAUAUACUAAAGUGUAAAGGGCGAAACCCACCUUCUUUAGGAAAAUCGCGCGAAACCGAAUAAUAAAACUGUGCAAUAAAAGUCUAGACGAGUAAGAACGCUUUUAGAGAACGUUUCCUGCUCCAGUAUGCGUCAGUUUAAGGUAAAAGAGAACUAAACUUAACGAUUGAAGUGUCCGUGGAGUGUGAAAGGGUUCGACCAAUCCCAAGAAUCCAUUGUGCGGCGGUUUACGUAUCGAGGAAAACUCCAGGAUAAUCAAUUACUAGAGGAAAUGGCUUUAAAGCCGCAUGUGGUCAGUCACAGUAGUGUUUCCCGUGUCUAGUCAGACGCGAACAUCCGCACUUUACCGGCGUGAUCUGGUGCAGUGUUAUUUAGAGAAAACUGCAUUGUCGUGCUUAGGAACGAUUACCGAAACCCCCGACCACCCUCGACCUCCUCGAGGCUUUACUUCCACCCCCCCUCGGUCGAGCGCCCCAACAAGAACGACCUCAGUGGACCAGAAAGUGACUCGAAGAUCAAACUCAAGAUCAGCUCCAAAAACUCAAAAGGUGGUUAACCAGGACACCCGCGCUUCGGCCGACAACCCUCCCAGUUACCACCUUCGUCCCCGAUCUCCCGUCGAUCCUCGGCCGGUCGAACCUCAGAAGCCAGAGUCCGCGAGGUCCAAGAAAUAAUUGAGCCUCACGCGGAGGUCCAAAUUUGGAUGAAAGAAAUAGCAAAGAAGGAACCGCCGGCUGUUAAAUACGCUUUAAUGAAAUAGACAUCGGAAGUGUGCCGGCGAAGUAACGAUUACCCGAGUGCGCAGCGAUAUCGGUCGGUCAUGAAUCUGAUGUUCCGAAAGAACUUCGGAGCCGACAAGGGCCCCGGUGGUGGAGGGGGCGUAGGAAGCGACCGAUCCGCGCCCGGGUACGGGGCGGGGGCAGGCCCCAGCGCGGUCGGCGUGGGAGGCGUGGGACUGGGGGGCACGCGGCUGGGGGGCCGNGGCGCCGGGGGCGUGGGGGGCCGUGGGCCCGUGCGGCGCAGCCGCGAGUUCGGCUACUACCCCAUGGACGAGCUUCCCACUCACCCCCUCCGAACUCACCUGUUCCUGACGCCCCCCACAGGUGGGAGCGCCGCUGCCGCCGCCGAGGAACCCGAGCGGCUCGGGCCCGGGCCCAGGCGCAACUCCGGCGGGCCCCUCAUCCGCUGGGGCGGGGCCUCCUCCGGGCCCGCCGGGAACCCCAACAAGCGGAAGCAGAGCGGGGUCCACCCGAAGGAGCCCGAGGAGCCCGCCACCCCGACGGCCUCUAGACAGGUGUCAUUCAGCGCCAACCGAUCGUCUGGAACUUACACGCCACUCGUCACUUCCGGAAGCAGUCCACCUCGAAGUGAACCAAUUUCGUUGGCAACUUUAGAUCGAGACUGCUUCAUAAUUCCAUUGGCCUCUUUGGAACGAUUUCUUCCAGCAGGAGUACCGCAUGCCCCAAUUGCCGAUAAGAAGAGGUCGGGCAGCCCUCUUUCCGUCCUCGAGGUGGAGGACCCGAAACAAUGUGUUCUGGCACAUUUCAUGACCCCUCUGGAACCCCUGGAUCCUUUGGUGGAAUCGCCAAUUUCCCGACCAUUGGUUCUGCAACGAGAUACAGCGGCGGAAUUGCUCGCAGAAAUUGCAUCAUCCGCUUCGCAAAGUAUCCUAUUAACCAACAUGGAACGGAAUGCCGAUUUUCCGUUUAUUUCUUAUUAUCUAAUAAACAAGCAGAACACCGACCCAGUCGACUUUUAUCAGGAAGUUCAAUGUGCGACCCUGAAAAAGUUCGAUCCUCGCGAUUUGCGGUAUGCGGCCAACCACACUUUGGAUCUGUUCAACGAAGUUGCGACCAUCGCCAGGCCUCCUCUGGAGCCGCCCGGAGGAAGACCGCCCAUUCCGUCCACUGGUUACAUCGUUUCUAUAUUCAAGGUGUUCGAAGGAGACGAUGGACUCAAAUUUGAGCAGAACUGGCUUUAUUGGACCGGUGCAAGAAUGAUGUAUCGGUAUCUGCCAAAGUCCGUGGGCCUCAGAAGAAUAACACUGCACAAGUCGAUGUCUCAAGGCGACAAGAUGUAUUUACUGAUCUGCGAGUGUUCACAGCUUCAGGAUAAUUUAUCAGCAGCCGCAAUAUUACUGCCGGCUCUUCGAGCACGUCUCUGUGGCUAUACUGGAUUGUACAGGCCAUCGGUGUGUUUCUGAUUCUUCAGAAAACCAUGAUUAUAUAAUGAAGAAACCAUUUUCCAAGGAGAGACUCUAAUUCGAGGAGUACUUUUGACUUGAAUCAGAUCUCCCGAAAGAUCAGCUACCGAAAGUCGAAUCGGUAAUCAGCAAACGAUUAAUGGUGCCAUUAUUAAUACAGGAAAAGGACUUUCAAAAUCAGCUGGGAAUACUUGACACUAUCGUUUUGCGAGAAGGAACGUAGAACGGUAAAAUCGGUUUGAAAAUACGUAGCCGUUAUAAUAAUGCUAGCGUUACAACGGCUACGUUUCUUUUCGUAACGAAAAAUAACAACUAGCCGAAGGUAUUGUUAACAAGCCAAAUGAUUCUUUUUUUCCAUACAACGAUUUUUACCGGUACCAUAAUUGGCGACAUAUCAUACAUGAAAAACUGUGAUACUGAAAAACAUAUAUCACACGCAUGUGAAUACGAAACCUUGUAGAGAGUUUUUCUUUAUUAGGUACGAUACGGUUCGGUAGAUUAAGAUGUAGGAUCCAGGGUACGUAAAAAAUGGUUUUCAUCUUAGGAAGGAUUUUUAAUCCUAAUUCAAAGGAUGCGUUAAUCUUCAGCUCCAUAGAUCUAUUUGAAGCGGAAAGCGAAGCACGUCCGAAACAAUAACUUCAUUGACGAAGAAAAACAUUUCCUCUUGUUGAGAAGCAUAUAAUUAAUUAUUGUAAUUCUAGACAAUAUUAGGCAGAAUCAAAAAUGGCAUUAUUCCCUUCUUUUUUAUAAGGCCGAAAAUUAAUAGGGAAGGUAAUGAUAUUACAUUUUGCUAGUACUCGUUAAAGUUAUUUCACCGUUGAUUCGCGAUGGUUUCAAAUGUAAUUAGAGUCAAUUUUCUAUGUGGCUUAAGAGGGAAUGGUAUGAUUAAAAAAGCCCGAGUUGACCGUGCUGCCACGUAACAGCAAGCAGAGGCAACACUUGUGACGUAACAAGCGUCGUUGCUGUGCCGUCCAGUGGAAGUCACGGUACCGCGAUUUCGAUGUCAAGUAGCCUUAUCAAGAAACUAGGUAGAGUUUCGAGCCAAAUACAUUUUUGAGCGGAAUCCCAGUAACGUCACGUUAUGGGAACUAUGUUACAGUCCUGGAGUAGUAUAAUGAGACUUGAUGCCUAUGGUUGGUUCCACAGAAAGAGACUCCAGAAGCGGAACCCAAGAUCUCAGAUUUUCGCUGAUCUAACGAUGCGAGCGCUACUUGCGGAAAAUGAGGAAACUCUAAUCCUAUGUGACUAAAACAUUUCCUACCGAUAUAAAUGACCUAAAUUGCUUUUAAUUUUGCAUUUAAGGUACGUCAAAUGAGACGAUAAUCCUCAUAUGAUAUACAGAAUCUGAUGUUUUUAACGCGAUAAAGAUUAGCGGGCACGUUAGCAGACGAUAAUCUUGAAUUGAAAAAUUUCAUCGAAGAGGCGCUCUCGGCACUAAAUCAGAAACAAAUUUGAAGAUCUUGGACCCCUAAAGUGGGAACGAUUUCAAUACGUGGUGUUGUAUCUCCUUAUACUACUUCGUUGUUACAGUUCUAAGCGUUGAGCGAGUAACGAAAAAAGCCAUGUGGGAUCACCAUGACAAAUUCGUGGACUGCCAGUCCGGAUUUUUACUCAGUGUUUAUAUUUUCUCUGACACGUAAUUGAAAAAUCUGACUCCACAGGGAAAGUUAUAUGCUCGCGAAGCUGUGAUUUCAUCCAUUCAAAUUAUUCAAAGUACUAGGUUGAGGAAUAAGUUUGCGCCGUUUUAAUUACAUUAUCUUACGUUAAAAACGGCGGGAACUUGUUCCUAAACCUAAUACAUCCAGUGCAAAUAUUUUUGAGGGCAAAGUUUCCCCACUUCCAGGUCGCAUAAAUGUGAAAACACACACAGAUAAAAUAAUGUACCAUUCCCCCUUAGAAACAAGUCCUGGGAAAUAUUAAAAGUUAAAAAUAGUCAUUCAGUCUUUCUAAAAAAAAUGUAUAUUUGACUUGUUCAUUAGAAGACCCGAGACUACUUUUAGGAGAUCUAUGCAUAAUAGAGGGAGAGACAUAGCUGGCUGCGGAUCUACAUCGUAGUACAAAAUGAAUAGGCGAUAAGCUUGUUGCACGAAGACAAUAGUUGUACAUAAUUGCGCAGGCGCAAUUUGUUACUAAUAUCAUAGGUUUUUAUUGAAAUCUAUCCUUUUUGCAACACAGAUGUACACAUCGACCAUGAAACGAUAGAACUAAUACAAGCCUUGCCAUUAUACUGUGAUUCGUGUGCAUUUUAACUGAUGCACUCGCGCAAAUUUAAUAUGAUUAAAAAAAUACUGUGAUUACAUGAUUGAAAUGUUAAAAGGAUACAUUUUGCAAAAAAUCGGUUUGUGUCCAUUGUGACAGUAAUUAUCACAAAUGAAUUUGUGACAAGGUUUCUUCUGAAUAAUUAUAAAGAUAACCUUCAAUUCUCUUUGAAAUCUCCUAGUUAUUAAUUUACAUAACCACUUAUACAGCUUUUGCAGCACACUGAGAUUUUUUCAAACAGCAAUUUUGCGACUCUUCAAUGAAAUAUACUUCUAAUUUAUUGAUUCGUGUACAAUGAAUGAAAUGAUAAUAAAUCAGUAAUCCAAUA
Molecule: messenger RNA, 4858 nt
Organism: Orussus abietinus
Lineage: Eukaryota; Metazoa; Arthropoda; Insecta; Hymenoptera; Orussidae
Exons: 7
Coding region: 889-2271 (460 amino acids)
Source: RefSeq, a predicted model, not a curated record